CAAGGAGCUUCAAGUCUUGUUCCAUUGAUUCCAUCUCUCACAUCAUUUCCCACUCUCGCGUUUCCUUUAUCAUAUUUAUAUUCUUUGGUUAUUCAAUUCAUAUUACGCCAUGUCCCAGUUGAACGGAGCCUACUACGGCCCCUCCAUCCCGCCGCCGAAAACUUCCUACCACCGUCCUGGGCGCGGCGGAGGCCUCGGCUGCUGCUGCGGGUGCCUCUUCAGCCUCAUCUUCAAGCUCAUCCUAACCGUGAUCAUCAUCAUUGGCAUCGCCGUGUUCCUUUUCUGGCUCAUAGUCCGUCCCAACGUGGUGAAAUUCCACGUCACCGAGGCCACCCUGACGCAGUUCAACUACACCCCCAACAACACGCUCCACUACGACCUCGCCCUCAACAUCACGGUCCGAAACCCCAACAAGAGGCUCGGAAUCUACUACGACCGCAUCGAGGCGCGUGCAAUGUUCCACGACGCGAGGUUUGAUUCCCAGUUCCCGGAACCAUUCUACCAGGGCCACAAGAGCACCAACGUGCUGAACCCGGUGUUUAAGGGUCAGCAAUUGGUGCCACUCAACGCUGACCAAUCCGCGGAACUGAAGAAGGAGAACGCCACUGGGGUGUACGAGAUCGAUGUGAAGAUGUACCUUAGGGUCAGGUUCAAGUUGGGUGUCUUCAAGACCAAGACGCUUAAGCCCAAAGUAUCAUGCGACUUACGUGUUCCUUUGAAAGGAAGCGCCGGUGCUGGUGUCUUUCAGACCACCAAGUGCGACUGGGAUCGCUGAUGGAUUCGGAUUCACCCGACCGACCCGACCCGACCCGGUUCUGCUUUCACGUCAUUUCUCCCUUUUCUUAUUUCUUUAUUGGUUAGUUUUGGACAUAGUCGUCGUACUCCUUGUCCUUCAGGGUUACUGUUCAGAGAUAUGAUUAUUUUAUUAUACCGCAUGUAUGUAUGCAUGCAUCAUCUACCUUGACUACUGUAUUCCCUUCUGUGGACGGGAUUUUUGCUGUAUUAUUUAUAUCACACAUUCACACUUGUUAUUUGUUGAUAAAUAAAUUUCAUUUUCAUUCCGCUUCUUCAA
This is a messenger RNA of Glycine soja, 1072 nucleotides long. Its product is annotated as NDR1/HIN1-like protein 10. NCBI's taxonomy places the organism in Eukaryota, Viridiplantae, Streptophyta, Magnoliopsida, Fabales, Fabaceae. The record is from RefSeq and is a predicted model, not a curated record. Bases 110 to 775 code for a protein of 221 amino acids. The transcript has a single exon. Gene Ontology annotation, biological process: defense response to other organism.